CGACGGUCUUCUCCUUAGCCUCCUGUUCCUGCUGCUCUGAAGCAUCAGCAUGCCGGGUCCGACGCCCAGUGGCACCAACGUGGGCUCCUCUGGGCGCUCUCCCAGCAAAGCAGUGGCCGCGCGGGCGGCGGGAUCCACUGUCCGACAGAGAAAAAAUGCCAGCUGCGGGACCCGGAGCGCAGGCCGCACCACCUCUGCAGGGACUGGGGGGAUGUGGCGAUUCUACACAGAAGAUUCCCCAGGGCUCAAAGUGGGCCCUGUUCCGGUGUUGGUGAUGAGUCUUCUGUUCAUUGCUUCUGUAUUCAUGUUGCACAUUUGGGGCAAGUACACGCGUUCGUAGAUUUGGCUACGUCUAGCCAUCAUCUGAAGAAGAAGGAAAAAGCCCAGCAUAUCUUGGACCAAAAGUGUAGUGAUUUUCUGCGCACGUGUAUUAUUUUACAGAAAACAAACAUUAACUUUGAGAAAUCAUUUUUUUUUUAAUGGCUAAUAAACUUG
This is a messenger RNA of Acomys russatus (golden spiny mouse), 495 nucleotides long. It is a transcript of the gene Sec61b, whose product is annotated as SEC61 translocon subunit beta. Gene Ontology annotation, biological process: intracellular protein transport. The transcript is spliced from 4 exons. Bases 50 to 340 code for a protein of 96 amino acids. The record is from RefSeq and is a predicted model, not a curated record. NCBI's taxonomy places the organism in Eukaryota, Metazoa, Chordata, Mammalia, Rodentia, Muridae. Gene Ontology annotation, cellular component: Sec61 translocon complex.